This is a messenger RNA of Clonostachys rhizophaga, 1419 nucleotides long. Lineage: Eukaryota; Fungi; Ascomycota; Sordariomycetes; Hypocreales; Bionectriaceae. The record is from the annotation of a GenBank genome assembly.
AUGGACCCCGUCGGGUCCGUUGCCUUUCAUCUCUUCAGCGGCUGCUGUCUCGAGGCCGAUAGGGCUGACACCAUCGUCUUCCACCUUGAGAAGCUUCGGAGUGGGGUGACGGGCAACACGCAGCACCUGACGGCCACGAUUGAGGAGAUUCGCGCCAACGGCGGCCACCUGCGGGAGCUGGUCGACUUCGCCCAGGUGCAUCGAGACCGCGUGCCGACUCUGCUCAACUUCCUCAAUAUCCUGCUGCCAUGCCUCUCGAGGUCGCUCCGGGACAUCCUCUUCUACUGCGUGGACCGGUCCGCCACCAAGAAGAACCGCUGGCGGAAGAUGUACCACCAUCUCACCGCCGAAAGCGACGGCCUGCCUCUGCCGCAGCGAUUCACACUAUACAACUAUUUCCUCAAGUCCCUUCGGGAUGUUUUGAUCAGGUCAUCGACUUUCGAUCUCAACGGGCUUGAGAAUGCCCGCACUAAAAUCCUCCAGCUACGUGAGAAAAGAAAUAUUCCUCCACCUCCUGUUGAUGUCGGUCCGCAGAUGCGUUCUGCUGUUCUGUCCUUCGAAGUUGAGCCGGUUACGCAUUGGGCCGAGCAGAUCUUCUCGCUGCCUCUCCCUUCGCGAACGGCUAUGAGGAACCAACAACAGUCGAUAUCAGCCGGUCCGCACCAGCUAUGGGGUUCUUUCUGGAUUGCCGAGAACUCGAGAAUACUCUUCCGCCGGACCUUCAACGACGACCGAAUGAGCCUCACGGCCUUCGAGGACGGCUAUGACCAAUCGCCAUACCUUCUGCUUCGAGCACUGGACCCCGAAACGGGAAGCGCCUGGUUCUCUCGCCGUGGUGCACAUGAAUUAUGUGUCGAGCGAGAAGGCAGCUGCUUGGUAUUAAAGCGAUGGAGCCGCAAGGAUGUCUGCUUCAAAACCUGGGCGAUCCUGAACUUCGUGACCUGGGAAGAACUUGUCCUUACCUUUUGUACGUUUGUCGUGCUCAAAGCACGUAAUGAUAUGACUGUUGAGAUGCCUCCGGAGGACUACAUCCUCGGCAGUGAGCGCAUGCUGUUCCAUGCGAGAAUAUCCGAUGACGGCUUCUGGCACUCCUUGAUCGUCUACAAAGACGUCUUGACCGGCGGCAUCCGCCUGCAUGCAGCUGUUUGGGAAGGAGAGCUGCGAAGCUGCCCCGUAUGGACGGCAUUCGUAACCCACCAAUCGUCGUCUCCCACCUGGCUGAAGCGAGUCUCUCGGCGGAGGAUCCGUCUAGCCGACAUCCAGCUCUACGUCUUCUGCCAGAACUACCGGCAGCAGACCCAGAGACGCGGCAAUGCCGGUGCUUUUGAAAUAUCGUUCCACAGCGAAGAAUCAUGCAACCGCUUCAAGGACCUCUUCCCUCGCCUCCUGACACAAGGCAAAGCGCCCAAACGCUUCUAA